This is a messenger RNA of Dioscorea cayenensis subsp. rotundata (Guinea yam), 1853 nucleotides long. RefSeq names its product la-related protein 6B-like. The record is from RefSeq and is a predicted model, not a curated record. Gene Ontology annotation, molecular function: mRNA binding. NCBI's taxonomy places the organism in Eukaryota, Viridiplantae, Streptophyta, Magnoliopsida, Dioscoreales, Dioscoreaceae. Gene Ontology annotation, biological process: RNA processing. The coding region runs from base 89 to 1438 and encodes 449 amino acids. Gene Ontology annotation, cellular component: nucleus. The transcript has 10 exons.
UUUCCUCUCCACUAUUCUCCGCCCUCUCGGGCUCCCUUUCUCCAUCGAUAGCUUUGCAAACCCUAGGCUCCAUAUCUUCCCCCAAUUCAUGGCCCAGGAGCUCGCCGAUCAAGCCCUGGAGUUCUCCUCCGACCCCUCUGCAUCAGAGCAUGCUGCUGCUGUGGAGCCUGCGCUCCUGCGGACGACGUCCUCAAGCCGCCUUAACGCUCGGGCACCGGAGUUUGUUCCUCGUGCUGCGGCACCGAUGGUGAAAAUCCCGCAUCAGCCGGCGAUGAUCCAUGUGUUCCAUGGGCAUCCGUCGAGUCCCGGGUUUGUUGGACCUGUGGUGAAUCACGGGGGUUUUGAGUAUUUUGGGGGAGGGUUUGGUGGGGAGCAGGAGGCUGUGCAGUCAGCGGCAGUGCCUGAUCCGGAUCACACUCUGGCUGGGCCUCCGCCACCUCCGCCUGUGAGGGAUGGGCUUUCGGAUGAAGUUGUUCAGAAGAUCACUAAGCAGGUGGAAUAUUAUUUCAGUGACAUAAAUUUGGCAACCACGGAGCAUUUGAUGAGAUUCAUCAGUAAAGAUCCUGAGGGUUAUGUUCCAAUGUCUGUAAUUGGAUCUUUUAAGAAGAUAAAAGCAUUGGUUCACAAUAAUGCCCUGCUUGCUUCUGCCCUCCGCUCAUCAUCAAAACUUGUUGUCAGUGAUGAUGGAAAGAAAGUUAGGCGGCAACAACCAUUCACUGAGAAAGAUGUGGAAGAAUUGCAGGCACGCAUUGUUGUUGCUGAAAAUCUCCCCGAGGAUCACUGUUACCAGAGCCUUAUGAAGAUUUUCUCUUCUGUGGGAAGCGUGAGGACAAUUCGAACAUGUUACCCGCAGACCCCAAACGGCACAAUUGUUCCAAAUAAUCGAUCAGCAAAAGUGGAAAUGCUUUUUGGUAAUAAGCUGCAUGCCUUUGUGGAGUAUGAAUCCAUUGAUGAUGCAGAGAAAGCAGUUGCUGAACUCAAUGAUGGGAGGAACUGGAGAAGUGGGCUCAGAGUUCGUUUAUUGCAUAGAUGCAUGAAUAAGCUAGGGCUGGGUCGAGGAAGAAAGGGAAUGCAUGAGGGUGAUUUGGAUGGAGAGGAGGAUGUUUCCACAUCUAACCAACCACAUGAAAGAAUGAGUGAUGAUAUCUCUCAUCCUUCAGAGGUGUCACAUGAGCAUCUGAGUGAGGAAACCAAUGACAAGGAAGGGGUGAAUAGACGAGGGAAGGGCCGUGGUUGGGGAGGAAGGGGGCGGGGACGAGGGCAGCAUCACAACAAUCACAAGACUGGAGGCCACGCAGUUGGCACUCCUCCUAACCAUUUAAUUCAUUCUGAGCAGCCAGCUUCCGCCAAGCAACCUCCAGGGCCACGCAUGCCUGAUGGCACACGGGGAUUCACUAUGGGCCGAGGGAAGCCCCUUUCCACUCCUAUCAGUGGUUGACAGCCAUUCAGACUAUAAAUUGGUAUGUUACUAUGUGACUGUAAACUGUUAAAGUUCUUUGUGUGUUUGAAAACUUUAGAGUUUUGGUGUGCUAUUACUAAGACAGACACUGCUUUUUGGUUAAUUGUCUUGUCUUAAAACUUAGCCAUCAAAGUAGAUUUCAUUUGUGGGUGUUCCCUUUGGAAACAAUAUAUUUUCCUCAGAAGGGAUUCUUGUUAUCCUUGUGCUCUGCCGGUUCUCUUUUCUUUUUUUCAAUGCUCUAAUAGUUCUGCUGUAAAGGACAAAUGGUUAACUAGUGGAGGAGGAUGCCUAGACUUCGGGCUCUGCUGCCUGAAAGAUGGUAAUCGAACUACUUAUGUCUGAUGCUCCCACAACUUUUUCAAGGAUAUAAAAUAUAAUGCCAUUUUGGUGUGUA